This is a messenger RNA of Durusdinium trenchii, 483 nucleotides long. Lineage: Eukaryota; Dinophyceae; Suessiales; Symbiodiniaceae. The record is from the annotation of a GenBank genome assembly.
AUGGGCUCCAGCGUUGUGGGCCGAACCAUUGUGCGACGUCCUGUAUGGUGUUCCGAGGAUGGGUCUUGUAUGGAUCUCGUGUUCUUCUCGUGCUUCUAUCCAGUGGGCGGAUUUACUCUUUGGCCAUUUAUAUGUCUCAGAGAGACGCGCGAAGAUCUUGAAGGGGAAAACAUCGACGAGUUCAUCAAUCAUGAGCAAAUCCACAUUGUUCAGGCAACGGAAAUGUGCUGCAUUUUUAUGUAUCUCUUAUGGGUCUUUGACUUCUUCAAGGGCCUGAUGUGCGUUCAGCGCCGUGGCUAUCAGAGCUGCGCCUGUCAAUGCGACGCUAGGCUUUCCUAUGUUUGGAACCGACUAGAACAGGAAGCAUUUGACAACCAGCGUGACCUUGAGUAUCUUGACAAUCGUCCAUGCUUUGCUUGGUGUGCAUACCCAAAUCGUUCUGUUGCAGAGCGAUGGAUCAAUUCCUAUCGUUCCCAAGUUUGA